This is a messenger RNA of Aspergillus tanneri, 2988 nucleotides long. RefSeq lists its product as uncharacterized. Gene Ontology annotation, molecular function: 5-oxoprolinase (ATP-hydrolyzing) activity. The transcript is spliced from 5 exons. Gene Ontology annotation, biological process: glutathione metabolic process. Bases 1 to 2988 code for a protein of 995 amino acids. The record is from RefSeq and is a predicted model, not a curated record. Gene Ontology annotation, cellular component: cytosol. NCBI's taxonomy places the organism in Eukaryota, Fungi, Ascomycota, Eurotiomycetes, Eurotiales, Aspergillaceae.
AUGUCCUUGUAUCGCAUCGGAGUUGACGUCGGCGGGACCAACACCGAUGCCGUCAUCCUAGAUCUGAGGGCUUCACACACCACUGGACGCGGCGUACUGGCUUCAUACAAGACCCCAACUACGGCAGACAUCACCAGCGGGAUCGAGGGUGCAAUCCGGGCGGUCCUUGAGGCAUCAGCGGUAGACCAGGACCGCGUGUUGAGCGUCACCAUUGGCACAACCCAUUUCAUCAAUGCUCUCGUGGAAGCCGAUGCAAGAAGACUGGAUCGGGUCGCAGUGGUAAGACUCUGUGGCCCCUUCACGAGACAGAUUCCACCCUUCUCCGACUUUCCAGUUGGCCUCCGAAGCAUUCUGGACGGAGGGGUCUACUACCUCGAUGGAGGUCUAGAGAUUGACAGCCGGGAGAUUGCCACGUUAGACGAGGUGCAGAUCAGAACCACAGCAAAAGAUAUUGUGGCCUCGGGUAUCCGUUCCGUUGCCUUAAUCGGAGUUUUCUCGCCGCUCGACCAUGCAGGAAUCCAUGAGGAGCGAUGCAAGAAAAUAUUAUCCCAGGAAGCGCCCGAGCUACGAGUGGUCUGCUCUCACGAUAUCGGUCCAACUGGCUUUCUGGAGAGGGAAAAUGCCACCAUUCUCAAUGCGGCCAUCCUCAGAACAGCCGACCGGGUGACUAAGAGCUUCCGCCGCGCGAUGACACGCCUGAAACUCUCAUGCCCCCUAUAUCUGUCUCAGAAUGAUGGGACAUUGAUUGAAGCGGACGCUGCCGCAGAAUACCCCAUCAAGACAUUUGCCAGUGGACCAACCAACAGCAUGACCGGCGCGGCGUUCUUGGCAGGCCUAGACCAAGUAAAAGGCGUCAGCUCGACACCGGAAUCCAAUGAGGUCGACGUAGAGGAACCCCAGAUACUGGUAAUGGACAUCGGGGGAACGACGACGGAUGUAUGUGCGCUCCUAUCUUCUGGUUUUCCUCGCCAGGCGCCAGGGUUUGUAGAGGUUGGAGGGGUCCGAACGGCAUUCUCUAUGCCUGAGGUGGCGUCCAUCGGACUGGGUGGUGGCAGCAAGGUCGUCACGAAUUCUUCGCUGUGUGACGAAGUGGCCGUCGGUCCUGCAUCAGUAGGACACCUCAUUCAGCAAGAAGCAAAAGUGUUUGGCGGUCAAACUUUAACAGCAACCGAUAUUGUCGUGGCGAUGGGGAAAGCUCAAGUCGGAGAUCGGGCACUCGUGCAAGACGUACCACAAGCAAUCAUUGAGGGGGGCUGUAACGAUAUAAGGAACACGCUCGAAAGUGUCGUCGAGCGCAUGAAAGUAUCAUCGGCUCCAGUCCAUCUUCUCCUGGUAGGAGGAGGCUCACUCCUUGUCACGGAAAGUCCACGGAACGUGGCCCAAUGCAUCCAUCCGGUGCACCAAGGCGCGGCCAACGCGGUAGGUGCUGCAAUCGCCAAGGUCUCUGGCAAUAUUGAUGUUGUGGAACUGCUUGAAGGCCGUUGCGAAAAGGCUGUCGUCCAGGCCGCAUGCGAGAAGGCCAUCGAUCUGGCAGUCUUGAAGGGGGCGUCCCGGGACAAGGUGCAGAUUGUCGAGGUGAACAAAAUGCCUCUACAGUACGCGAGCAAUGGAGCCAUCAGGCUUCAGAUCCGCGCAGUAGGAGAAUUGGCCAUCCCCGGUGAACUGAUUCCUCCCCCUUUAGUUUCCCUGGACGCCGAAGCCGCGUUCGACGAGAAGGACGAGGGCGAAAAGAUCGCCGUCCGUGAUGCACUCGAGUCGACCAUCAAGCCAUCUCUGAAAACAAACCUAGAAACAUAUCGACCGGAGGUGUGUAACGGUAUAUGGUACGUGUCUGAGAUCGAUCUCGAGCUGAUCGCGACCGGGUGUGGCGUUCUGGGAACAGGAGGCGGCGGACCAACACAUUACGAGUAUCUCAAGAGUCUUCAUGCACUCCGAAGCAGCGAGAAGGGAAGGAUGCGCAUUGUUUCACCAAAAUCCCUCAGGGAUACCGAUAUGGUCUGCUUCGGCUCCUGGUAUGGCAGCCCGAGUGUGAUCAAUGAACGUAUUGCGGGAGGAAAUGAGAUUUCCACGGGGAUUGAAGCCCUUAGCAAGGUCUUGCCAAAUACCUCCUUUGACGGGGUCUUCAUUGAUGAAAUCGGUGGCGGAAAUGGAAUGAGCGCGUUCCCUACCGGUGUCCAUCUUGAUAUUCCCGUGGUAGAUGGCGACGCGAUGGGACGAGCAUUUCCGACCAUGUAUCAUGUCACAUUCAGUAUCUACGGUCACUCACUGGUUCCUUGCGCGUUGGCUGAUGCCAAAGGCAACGUCUCCCUUGUGAUGAACGCCGACUCCCCUGAGCGACUUGAGAAACUCCUUCGGACUACCGCCAUCGAGCUCGGACUUGGAUGUGCAGUGUGUGCCAACCCGCUGUCGGGAUCCGCCGUCAAGUCACACGGCGUUCCCAACACCAUCUCCCUCGCGUGGUAUCUUGGAAGAGCAAUUCAUAUGGCUCGGCGGCAGAAGAGCAGUUACAUCGAUGCGAUUUUCGACGUCUGCGCAGGCAAACUCCUCUUCACCGGCAAGAUUGUCGACGUCCGUCGACAUAUCGGUGAUGGGUACACAAUGGGAGCCGUCAUUAUUGGCCCUGACAAUGACGAUUCCGAUGGGAGCUCAACUCCAUCUUCGAACAGCCACAUGAUCAUUCCAUUCCAAAACGAAUAUCUAUACGCCGCUCUCAGUGAUUCUGUUGGGUCGGAGAAGUCUCAGGAGGUUGUCUGUACCGUUCCCGACUUAAUAUCCAUUCUGGGCCAGGACGGCGAAGCGAUCGGCUCCCAGGACUUGCGGUACGGACUGCGAGUCAGUGUCAUUGCCUUGCCGGCUCAUCCGCUCUGGAAGACCGAAAGGGGGCUGAAAGUGGGAGGUCCAGUAGGAUUUGGUUUGGCAAUGCCGGUGAUGGGCGUGGAUGACGAUUUUGUCGAAUCGAGGAGCGUUAUUGACGAGUUUGGGAUGUAA